This is a messenger RNA of Durusdinium trenchii, 432 nucleotides long. The record is from the annotation of a GenBank genome assembly. Lineage: Eukaryota; Dinophyceae; Suessiales; Symbiodiniaceae.
AUGAGAUUGAGAAGGUUGGUGGAGGUGAAGCCUUCAGGUAAAUGCUACGUGGAUCAGGAGAUCCGGGACGACUACGCGAACAUGGAGCGGAGGGAGUGGUUGGAACUCGCAUUAUGUGAUGCCAUCAAAAAACAUGGCGCCGAUCGCAAGAACUUCAAGAAGAUUAGGGCAGAAUUCCUGACUCGAGUUGUAGUAGUCAGGGAAAGGAUGGCCUUGCGAGAGCAAGAAGUGCAUGGGUCUUGGAUGACUGAAGCCAAGAUGACCCAGAAGGGGUAUUCAGCGAACUGGAAGUAUGACAAUUCCGUCUUGGAAUACUUUGUCGAAGAUGAGUGCUCAUCGUUGAUCAAACGAUCCGAGAUGACCAGGGAAACUCAUAUCACCGAACUUGAGGUGGGGUUCCCUAUAUAUUCAUGCUUGCAUGCGCACCUUUGA